Messenger RNA from Musa acuminata subsp. malaccensis (wild Malaysian banana), 633 nucleotides. The record is from RefSeq and is a predicted model, not a curated record. Lineage: Eukaryota; Viridiplantae; Streptophyta; Magnoliopsida; Zingiberales; Musaceae.
AUGCGCCACGUCGAUUUCAAGCAAAACGAAGCCUCACUUCGUGUUGGUUCCCUUCCUGGUGCUGGGCCAUGGCCCCAUGCCAACACGACCAUCCUCCUCGCCAAGCAUGGCGCCAUCGUUAGCUUCAUCACCGCCCCUAUCAAUGCUGCCAGGACCGAUGCCGUCAUCAGCCAAGCUAAACGAGUCGGCCUACCGACCGACUUCGUUGAACCUCCUUUCCCUUGCACCAAAGUGGGGGUCCCCGAGGGGUGCGAGAACGUCGACCUGCUGCCUUCUAUGUCAUCGCUUCAACCAUUCUUCACGGCCACCAGCGUUCUCCAUCAACCCCUUAAGCAACACUUUCAAGCCCAGCGGCAAGCCCCGGGGUGCAUGGUCGCCGAUUGUUGCAACCCUUGGAUGAGGGAGUUCGCGAAGGAGCUCCGGAUGCCAUAUCUCCUCUUCCACGGCCCCUCCUGCUUGUACGUUCUAUGCUCACAUAUGGUCCUGCAACACAAGAUCUACGAUCGGAUUGAUGACCCAUUCGAGCCUUUCGACGUGCCUGGGUUGCUUCACUGGCUCGAGAUUAACUUGGCUCACCAUGCCGGGCUAGGAAAAGUUCCGCGAGGAGGUUCGGGAGGCGAAGAUGGUUGCUGA